Aphidius gifuensis is the source of this 430-nucleotide messenger RNA. RefSeq names its product NADH dehydrogenase [ubiquinone] 1 alpha subcomplex subunit 2 (gene ND-B8). The record is from RefSeq and is a predicted model, not a curated record. The transcript has 3 exons. The coding region runs from base 37 to 318 and encodes 93 amino acids. NCBI's taxonomy places the organism in Eukaryota, Metazoa, Arthropoda, Insecta, Hymenoptera, Braconidae.
GUUACGGGUGUGUGUGUACAUUAGCAAAUUGUCAACAUGGCUGCUGUAAAAUUCGGUUCUCAUUUAAAAGAAUUAAGAAUAUUGUUGUGUCAAACAUCAAAGACCAGUCAAGGUGCUAGAGAAUUUAUUGAAAGUCAAUAUGUACCGUUGAAGAUGAGUAAUCCAAAACUUCCUGUAUUGGUCAGGGAGUGUUCAUUAAUUGAGCCUCGUUUAUAUGCCCGUUAUGAAUUUGGAAAGGAAUCAUCAGUGUCCUUAGCAAAUUUAAAAUCAUCUGAGAUUCUUGAUAAAGUACUCCAACUUGCUUCAGCAAAGCCAUAAGUUAAAUAAUUCUAGACAAGUUUCCUGUGUAUCAUAAAAGAAAAAAAAGAAAAAAUAUAGUUGCUAAAAUAAAUUAGAAUCAUUAUUUAAAAAAAAAAAAAAAGAUCAAAGA